UUGAAACGAACGGUCUGAGAACAUUGAAACAUUGAAUAUCAAAAAAUAGCAGAAAACGUGAAAAUCGAGAUAGGCAAAUAUUCACCACCCCGCCGCGUCCGCAAAAAAUCGCAAUUUCUCAAAUGAAAAACGAAAACUUAAAUAAAACAAAAUUAUUCCUUUAAGGAAGAACCGAACCAAAGAAAUACAAAUCCAGGACUUUCAAGAGUGACAAAAUAGAACAAAGACUAAAAGUCGGUUUACAGAUUACAUAGGAGCAUAUACGAAUAUAUAUACAUAUAGCUUGUAUAUAGCUUGAUUUCGGAACUCGAUUUGUCUUUAUCCUUGGCGGCUUCGUCCUUUGUUGUUACUGUAUUAUUAUAAUUUCCUACAGGAUGUUGUCGCUGUCGUCGCCGCCGUGGAUGCUGCUCCUUGUCCUCUUUUUCUUCGCAAAUGGUUCGGCAAUGGUGGUUUCCCUGGCGGAAAACGUGACACUGAAUGUGACGUUACCUUCCUCCUCGCCAAUUUCCGUGAGUUUCAGUACGGUGGCGCCCGUUUCCAUCGAACUGGAGAAUCAAACAGCCAACAGCAGCAGCAAUAUAAAUACAAACAACGAAUCCAGCGACGAGCAAACGAGCAACACAAGCAGCAACAUCAGUUUGCCCAGCAGCAACACUAACAACAAGAGCAGCAACACUAGCAACUUGAAUAGCAAUAUCAGUUUGAAUUCCACUCUGAGUACAACGACAGCUGGCAUUUCCGGGCAGCAGGAUCUGCAGGAGUCCCUGAUCCUGGCCACGCCCACUGCUCUCAAUGGCAGCAGUACGCCACCCGAGCACCAGACAAUUGGCCAGGCUCCACCCACAAAAGGGGAACAGGAGGCCAUCCUGCGAGCUUUAGAUUGGCUGAAGGAGAAGCGAGCCUCCGACUAUGGCUGGGGCAAUGACACCCAUGUGGUUAUCCUGGCCAAGGAGCUGUCAGGUGGUCGGGAUCCCAACGACAGUGUGGAUGGUCAUGUUCAGGUCAUCCAGGAACUGGAGGACACGCUGUCCGUCAAGGAGAUGGAGAUUGAGAUACUGGCGAUGCUGGAUCGCCAUCAUACGCUACCCAAGCCUCUGGAUCUGGAUAAGCUGGCUAGAUAUGUCCUGGCCCUGGGUUCGCUUUGCAAGGAUCCAAAGCACUUUCAUGGCCACGAUCUGGUGGCCACGUUGCAGCACCACGAGCCGGCCCAGGAUAUUGAAUUCGCCCUCACGACUCUCUCGGCAUGCAGUUCUGCGGCUCACGUGAGGAAACGCCAGAUACGGCGGCUCCUGGACAUUGCCAGUGGGGUAACGGACCAGAGUGUGGACGCCAUUGCCAUGGUGAUCCUGGCCCUGAGAUGCAUCGUCACCGAUCAUCGCCACCGGCACUUGCAGCACUUUGUCCGACGCCCGGCGAGGGGAUUGGCCAGCCUGCAGGAUCAGCGGGGCAGCUUCGGAUCGCUGAGGAGCACCGCGCUGGCCAUGCAAGCCCUGCAGGAUCUGGAGUACGAUCCCGCCGGCCAUUGGAAUCGCACGGCCGCCUCGCGCUACAUCCUCAGUCGCCAGCGGGCGGACGGUGGCUGGAGUGAGGAGCCACUGCAGGAUGGCCAGGAACCCGAUAUCGGAGUUGGACUCACGGCGGACAUUAUCCUGGCCCUGGGCUGGAAAGGAUUGGGAGCGGUGCGAGCACUGCAGUGCGACCAUGUGAUACGCGAGAGCAGCGAUCCCACGGAGAAUGGCGAACCCAAGUUAGCGGUGCCCUUCGGGUUGAGUUCCUCCGCCGAAGAGUCGGACGCCAAGAACAUCUCCUAUACGUACACCCUCUGGGUGGGCUCCAAUGUGACCGAGGCCUUCUCCCUGUCACUGGUCUCGCCCAAGAACACUAGCUUCUUCAAGGCCAUGACCCAGGCGGCCGAAAUGGAUCCAAGAUUUAUAUUCGAGGCCAGGGAAUGGCCCAAUGGCCACUAUGUGCACACCCUGUACGGCAAGAAGGAAGAGCCCCGAGGGUAUCACUACUGGUUACUCUAUCGAUUGCCGGAGCUGCCCGAUCCCAAUAAUACGCCCGGGAAUCAGCUUAUUGCGCCUGUUGGUGUGGACGAGCUAAUGGUCGAGGAUGGCGAGCACUAUCUUUACUGGUACAAGAAGCUCUAAGCACGCGGCCUUAGACGGAGCUGCAGUUUAACCCACUAAGCAAAGUCGAUAAACACCCGGUGCUAUUGGACUAUAUCUAUCUAUAUAUAUAUAUGGCCAUAGUCACGUCUCACACACACUCAACACACACGCAACAAGCAAAAGGGCAGGACCACUCGCACAGGAAUAGCUGUACGAUUGCUACAGGUAUUCCUGAGUGGGUGAAUUGCUCUCUCUAUGGUAUAUAUACUGCAUAUAUAACAGCAUAAUAAUGGCGUAAUCAAAAAAGAAAAGAAAAACCCAAAAAAAAAAAAAAAAAAGAUAAGUCACAUACAAAAACAACAAGCAGAAAAUCACGCGAGAUUGAAAGAUCGGUGAUAAGGAGGUAAAUGUGAAAGCCCAGAUUUCUAACGGAUAACUAGGAUAUAACACCUAAAUAGUUAAAUGCUCUAGACCUCACAACUGAUCUCGAUUCGGAGCACCUCAGGCUAAUACUUACGCAUUACGAUAACGAUAACUAAACGAAAAAAAGAAACCGCAGACAAAGGGAAAGGGAAGUGAGGGUGGUGAAAUGAAAUCGAAAUCGUAACGACUUAAAUGCACUAACAGCAGGCAUCGAACGGUUAGCCGUUGACUAACGGUAGCAAUCCGUCCGUUUUAGGCCCUCUGAAAUGCUUCGCAGCAAUCGAAGCUAAUCGAUUGUCAUUAUCGAUUGGCGGAGGCGUAAUCGGGCGAAUAGUUUGUCCGAUAAGCGAUUACUAUUUCGUUGCUCGUUUAAGACACCCAAAACAAAACUAAAACGUAAAAAAAAAACAAAGGAAACCGAAGAAACAAAUGCUUUAUAUGUUAUUCAAGUAAGAGACUAGGGAGGAGAAGAUCUAAGGAUCUGAAGGUAGAUAAAACGGAAAAGACGGAAGAAGGCCAUCGAGCUAGUCCAAGCGAAGCAUGUUAUACCAAACACCGUACGUAACAAUAAGUGAUUGAAAAUCAUCCUUAGACAUACACACAUACUGCAUAAAUCGAUAUAUACAUCUUGCAUAUACAUUUAAAGAAAAAACCAAAAAAAGAAAAGAAAAAAAACUAGUUUUAUAUGAAGUUAAGCGAACAGAAGGCCGUGGCAUAAUUAUAUAACGAGAGUAUACAGGAUAGCGAACGGAGGAGAGAAUGAUACUACCCCAAACAUAUACAAACGCUCUAUAUGCCUAUCAACAACUAUUCACUCCCCAUUAUUACGUACAUAUAUCCAUAUUACACAUAUACACCAUGCUAUCUAUCCCCCGAAAAGCCUACUCAUUAUAUAGAACACCACUCCCCGCCCCCCUUAAAAAAAAAUCGUAUUACUCAUCGCUCCUCAACCACAUUUCUUCACUUAUCACUCGGAACUUUCAAGCCGUUCGUUCACCUUAAAGCCUAGCCUAACCGAAAACUACAACUACUAAAACUAUACUUGAGAACUUUAAGUGCAGCAGCAGAUCCAAAACUAAACUAAACAUUACUAACCUAGCGAUCUAACUAACUCGUUUAUAUUAUAAGCAUGAAAUUGAGCUUUUUAAUUGUGCAGAAACCCAAA
Messenger RNA from Drosophila ficusphila, 3699 nucleotides. RefSeq lists its product as uncharacterized. The record is from RefSeq and is a predicted model, not a curated record. NCBI's taxonomy places the organism in Eukaryota, Metazoa, Arthropoda, Insecta, Diptera, Drosophilidae. The transcript has 6 exons. Gene Ontology annotation, biological process: cobalamin transport. Bases 375 to 2150 code for a protein of 591 amino acids. Gene Ontology annotation, molecular function: cobalamin binding.